Didymodactylos carnosus is the source of this 840-nucleotide messenger RNA. The record is from the annotation of a GenBank genome assembly. NCBI's taxonomy places the organism in Eukaryota, Metazoa, Rotifera, Eurotatoria, Philodinida, Philodinidae.
AUGUUAUGGCGUUCGAUGAACACUCGAUCAGGUAUCGAUAUACAAAGUUUUGUUAAUCACGGUCAUGAUUCGAAAAAUGUGCCUGCAUUAGUCGACACUCUCGAACAAUAUUGUUCACCGACAACAGAACUGAAGCAUUCAAAUUUUUUUAUUAAAUGUUUACGUAUCGUAUCAUGCACAUCUGGUAAACGAAUGGGAAAUUAUCUCAUAUCAUUAAAUUUGUUUGUUAAAUCAUUGUAUUUAUUAAAUUCAUUCAUGCAAUUAUGUUUGUUAAAUCUAUUUCUUGGUCAAGAGUCAUGGUUGUUUGGAAUCGAUGUAUGGAAUACAAUACUGUCUGGAAAUGUACUCAAAGAUUCAUCAUAUUUUCCCAGAGUGACACUAUGUGAUUUGAGAGUGAGAGAAAUAGGAAUUGUACACAGAUAUACUGUACAAUGCGUUCUUCCCAUAAACAUGCUAAACGAAAAAGUAUUUAUGGUACUAUGGUUCUGGUUUAUCUACGUAUUUAUUCGAAAUGUUUUAUCAUUCAUUGUUACUAUUUAUGAAAUACUAUACGAAGGCGAUCGAGUAUCGUACAUUACGCAUUUAUAUAGAUUAUCAUCAACCCGCUCUGAAGAUGAUGAUUAUGUUCAACAAUAUACGCGUGGGUAUUUGAUGCAAGACGGUGUUUUAAUUAUACGUUUAUUAUCGCAAAAUGUUAAUGAUGUGGUUGCGAUACAUGUGGUGAACAAACUGAUAGAAAAUUAUACUAAAAGGCAACAGGAAAUUGAAGUGAAACAGAGAAUACGACAACAGCAACAAGAACAAAUGUUAAAUAACGAACCAUGUCAAUCAGAUGUUUAA